AGGAGGUAGGUGCUCCCCUCAGACGAAAACCUAUGUGGAGGCAAGACUCCCUCGGCCGACUUUCUUGUCCUUCAAGUUCAAUUGUCCCUUCGGUCAUUCGUAUAAUCAACCAACGCACUCUGGGCCUCUAUUUCGAAGAUGUCCGGUAUCGAAGUUGCCGGCCUUAUAAUCGGCAUCAUCCCGCUUUUGGUUACAACGAUUGAUCAGUGUCAGCAGGGCUAUAAGCUUCUAGACGAAUGGAUACACUUCCAACGCGAGUUUUCCGAGUUCUCCAACACCGUCAGAUGCCAGCGUUUACUUCUAAAGAAGCUGAUCCAGCGGACUUUAGCAUCGGUAACUGAGUCUGAGGAGACCUUAGCUAGGAUGCUAGAAAACCCUAGCUGUGACGAAUGGAGAGACCCAGUUAUCACCGAGAAGCUCAAGACUAAGCUCUCUGGCGAUGAAGAGUAUGAUACAUUCUCUAAACUGCUGCAGUCUGUGCAUAGGCAGCUUGAGAAGUUGAUUUCUGGACUUCAGAAGUACAGUGGGCCGAAACCAAAAAAGAGAUUAAUUGAUCGGGUUACCUUCAUGUCACAGCAGAUCCAAUCAUUGGAGAGACUUCUGGGCAACGCAGAAAUUAUACAAACGUCGCGACAACCUUGUACUGAGAACAGCAUUGUAGCACUAUUCGAGCGUGUUAGGCGACAGGCUACCAGUCUACACCGAGCCAUAACUAGAUCGUGGACAUGUGGCUGUGAUACGAAGGGAGAUGCACUUACGUCCCAGUCAGCGAGUAACGCCGCCCGGUGGUGCAUCGUUGAAGCCGCUCUCGCGACUACCUUUGAGCCACACGUUUCAGUCUGGAGUCAGCUUAAAUCCGCGGAGAAGUCAUCAACACAAUUGCUGCUCACCGUUCCAGCCGGUAAGCAGAGCGGGAGAAUAGCCAAUAAUGGCAACUCUUCUACUAUGCUAUGUCAACCACAGCCGACCAUAGUUUUGUCCUCGGCAGAGAGUCCAUAUCACCACGAGCCCCUGACACUCGCUCCCGACAGCAUCCACGUCAUUCAUGACUUGUGCUCCAUGCUCAAAUUCCAACCGACAACUAGCCAGCUUGGCUAUCUCUUCGACGGCACCAACUCAUAUCACGCCUUAGUGGUCGUGCCCACCGGGACAUCUAGCCCGGAAAUAGUGGGUCAAGCCGUGAGCCUAGGACACAUACUUGCAGGAAGCACUUCUAAAGCAAUUGGUCCGACUACCAUCCUCGCCACCGAUCCCUCCAAGAAUUUAGCCGUGGCAAUCCCUAUCCCUUCUAUCCCUGCAAGGCUGAAUAUUGCUCUAACGGUUGCCCACUCGCUUCUCGAGCUAUUUCCAAGUCCUUGGCUCCCAGGAGACUGGGACAAGAAUAACAUCUACUUCUCUGUCAACCAAGAUGGGAGCGUCAACACUGCAAUGCCUUUCCUAAUUUCCAGGAAUAACAGCGCGCGCACCAGCAACACCCAGAGGAAAAAAGGCAAAGAGCCCGCGGAACCAACAUCACACACAUCGAGACCUCAUGACCAUGGAAAGAUCUUGCUCGCCCUCGGCACCUUGAUCCUCGAACUAUGGUUCGGCCAGCCUCUCGAUUCCCAGCCUUCAUGGGAAGCCAACUUCGGCCCCAAUGGCCAGGAAACAGAGUUCACCAAAUUCAACGCCGCAGCGACCUGGCAACGGAUGAUUGCGGAUCAUGGUGGACCGGAACUGCACAACAUUACUCGGCGAUGUAUUUACGGCAACUCCGACUUGGCCACGCAAAGCUUGGAAGACGCAGAACUGAUCAAGGCGGUUUAUGAGAACGUGGUGAUGGAAUUGCAAAAGCUCUGUGACGCACUUUCCCAAUGGGGGAACCCAUGGUAG
Messenger RNA from Neurospora tetraspora, 1872 nucleotides. RefSeq lists its product as uncharacterized. Lineage: Eukaryota; Fungi; Ascomycota; Sordariomycetes; Sordariales; Sordariaceae. The record is from RefSeq and is a predicted model, not a curated record. The coding region runs from base 139 to 1872 and encodes 577 amino acids. The transcript has 3 exons.